AUGUCUUAUGAAGCACAAAAGCAACGAUUCAAUUGGAUUCUAAUUUUUCUGCUUUCUCUCACCUUGGUCUCAUCCCACGAAACUGUGUCCUCGAAUUAUCAGGAUACACCAGGUGCAUCGACUUUGAAGAUAGAGGCCAAAGAAUCCGAGGCAUCGAUAACUUUAGGGAAGGAACUAGUCCUCGGUCCUCCUUUAUCAACCAAACCCUCAAUUGUCAUUGAUUCCAAUCAUAUUAUUUCUACAAAAAUUGUUCCUUUCGUAUCUCCUACAAUUAUUAAUCAAGUGUCUUCCGGAGAGCAUGCCGUUUCCCAAAGAACCAUCUCGAAAAAUACGGGUCCUCGCAGUUCUUAUGUUGACAAUCACAAGUCUUGGGUCAGCAAAAGUCCGAAGACUGCUUGGAAAAGGGACAGCUACCUUCAAGCACUAAUGCACUCACGUAACAGCGACGAUUCGCGAGAAGGGAUCAUACAGACUGACUCAAAGACGAAGACAAAUAGAAGAGAGUACGUGCAAGGGCCUAUUUACAAACCGGAAACAGAGUACGGUUCGCCCGAUUUGACAUACGCGUCGAAAAGUCCGCGAAUUACUUUUGGUGAACUCAACGCUCUUUCAUCUAGUGAUUCUUAUCCUCAAUCUUUUAAGUCAUCGAUGGACUACAGUAAUCGCUAUAGCGUACCGCAGAAUUCUUAUGGCCCGCCGCCGAAUUCAUAUGGACCUUCAAAUGAUGGUCUUCCUUUUCAUCCUCAAACUACUUCGUAUGGACUACCCGGAAACUAUCUACCACCCCAACAAGGUGAGACAAGGGCUUAUGGUGCGCCCUACGCGCUUUCGGAUGUAGCUCACAUUUCCCUUCUGCCAAGUAUUGAUCUAGGAUUGCCGUUUGCUCUCAAAUUAAAUGCAUUUACUGUCGCUAAAAUUAUAUUGAAGUUGGUGAUCUUUAAAAUGAUCGUAAAAUUUAUUGCGGUAAUCUGUUUGCUGCUUUUCAUACCUAAACUUGAGAUUAUCAAGAAGAAAGUUUCCAAUAAAGACGAUGACGAAGAACGCAAGUUUUCAGCGCCUUAUGCCAGUAUGGAAACACUAAACAAUCUCGAAGAUAUAGUAAAAAGCUCCAUUGAGAAGUACGAGAUGCAAAACAAUGCUCGUUCAAAUUCUACAAAGAAAUGCACGAUGUCUGCGUGUCGCAUCACCGAGGCAUUUACGUUUCAUGAAUCUUGGCCAGACUAUUUAAAUUUAUUUAAGAGUUAUGUAGAGGAAGAGAGGCAACUCAUCACAGAACAAAGUGGACAAUGA
This is a messenger RNA of Cyphomyrmex costatus, 1290 nucleotides long. RefSeq lists its product as uncharacterized. Bases 1 to 1290 code for a protein of 429 amino acids. NCBI's taxonomy places the organism in Eukaryota, Metazoa, Arthropoda, Insecta, Hymenoptera, Formicidae. The transcript is spliced from 3 exons. The record is from RefSeq and is a predicted model, not a curated record.